AUGCUUGAUUUAGGAGCAUCAGUAAAUGUUAUGGCUGCAUCUAUAUAUGAAUAUCUUAACUUAGGUCCCUUGAAAGAAACUGGAAUUACUUUACAGUUGGCUGACCGUUAUAAUGUAUACCCUAGAGGUAUUAUUGAGGAUGUGCUUGUGCAGGUAAACCAACUAAUUUUUCCAGCGGAUUUUUGUGUGUUGGAGAUGACAGACGGAUCAACUGACACAUCUCUAUCGCUACUUCUUAGUCGACCAUUUAUGAGCACGGCUAGGACUAAAAUUGAUGUGCAUGAUGGUUCAUUGACUAUGGAAUUUGAUGGAGAAGUAAUAUGUUUCAACAAUUACGAAACGAUGAGAUAUCCUAGUGAUGUCCACUCUUGCUUCUCUGUUGAUGUGAUUAACUCACUAGCUCAACAGAUGUUUGAUUUGAGGUGUGAUGAUCCAUUUGAGACUAUUAUCACGAGAAGUGUGGGUUCUAAAGAUUUUAAAGAUCCGAGAACCGAGCUUAAGUUAGGGGACGAAUUUGAGGAAACCAUUGGUGAACUUAAUUCGUUGCAACAAUGCCCACCUAUUCAUGAUAUUUCUUUUAUUUCUUUGUCAUGCACUGAUGAAAAGUUAUUGUCAUCUAUUUUGCAGGCACCUAAACUAGAACUAAAGCCUCUUCCUGAUCACCUAAAAUACAUGUAUUUGGGUAAUAACGAAGAGUUUCCAGUAAUAGUUUCGAAUGCACUAACUGAAUUGCAGGAACAAAUACUUCUUCGAGUUUUGAGGGAGUAA
Papaver somniferum (opium poppy) is the source of this 768-nucleotide messenger RNA. RefSeq lists its product as uncharacterized. Lineage: Eukaryota; Viridiplantae; Streptophyta; Magnoliopsida; Ranunculales; Papaveraceae. The transcript has a single exon. The record is from RefSeq and is a predicted model, not a curated record. Bases 1 to 768 code for a protein of 255 amino acids.